Oncorhynchus keta (chum salmon) is the source of this 1553-nucleotide messenger RNA. Its product is annotated as zinc finger protein 239-like. NCBI's taxonomy places the organism in Eukaryota, Metazoa, Chordata, Actinopteri, Salmoniformes, Salmonidae. The coding region runs from base 287 to 1315 and encodes 342 amino acids. The transcript has 2 exons. The record is from RefSeq and is a predicted model, not a curated record.
CAGAUGGCGAUAUGCAGAUUUCAGGCGAUACUUCUAGUGUGACGUCUAAUGUAGUGGACGGAACACUUCAUAACCAGUCAAACAUUUGGUCGGCAACCUGCGUAGCCAACAUUGCCGAAAACAUCAGUCACUGUGUUUUAAACAUACUUCUGCCGUGUCUAUUUGUUGGCCCAUUUAAUGUAACGUUAAUAUUUACGUUGUUUGUCAGGUCAGCUGGCUUGCUAAAUUAGCUUUGCACGAGGCUAAUCGCUAAUGCUAAGUAGCUAGCGAGCUAACAUCCCCGAACAUGAGUUCACUUAGCUACUCCACUCCUGCUGAAGAAGAGGGGGUCUGCUGGACGGAGAAAGAAGAAGAGUCUGUCACAGUUAAACAAGAAGUAGAGGAUGAGGCUGUUACAGUUAAACAAGAAGUAGAUGAUGAGGCUGUUACAGUGAAAGAAGAAGAGAAAGAAGUUACUGUGACAGAGAAAGAAGCUUUCAGAGUGAAGAUGGUGGAGAAGAUUACUGGCACGUUGGAAGAGGAGACGGGAGGUCUGAGUAACGCCAGAGAGCGACCAGACUCUCACUCUGGCAGCGGGGAGAGUCAUUCAGGGGAACCAGACCCAGAGACGUCCAAACCGGCGAGACGACACCACUGCUCCCAGUGUGGAAAGAGUUUUAACCGAUCACAACACCUGAAAUUACAUGAGAGAACACACACAGGAGAAAAGCCUUACCACUGUUCCCAGUGUGGGAAGAGUUUUCUCCUAUCACAACAACUGAAAUUACAUGAGAGGACACACACAGGAGAAAAGCCUUACCACUGUUCCCAGUGUGGGAAGCGUUUUAUCCGAUCACAACACCUGAAAUCACACAAGCGAACACACACAGGAGAAAAGCCUUACCAGUGUUCCCAGUGUGGAAAGAGUUUUACUCGGUUAGAUUACCUGAAAAGUCAUAAGCAAAUACACUCUGGAGAGAAGUCUUACUCCUGUUCCCAUUGUGGAAAAAGCAUUAGGUGGUUGGGGACUCUGAAAUCGCAUGAGCGAAUACACACACAAAAAAAACUCCAAUGUUCCUUGUGUGGAAAGCGGUUUACCCAGUUAGAAGCCCUGAUUGUGCAUGACAGGACACACACAGGCGGGGAUAAGACCUACCACUGCUCCCAGUGUGGAAAGAGAUUUAACUGGUUAAGGCAGCUGAAUAAGCAUGAAAGAAUACAUACACAGGAGGAGAAGACAUACCACUGCUCUCAGUGUGGAAAGACAUUUUCCCAGUUAGAGGACCUGAAAUCACACGAGAAAAUAGAGAGGCUGUGUUCUGACUUGAGUUUUUGACCUGAUCAUUUGUGUUUUUGUUUAAUCUUUAUGAAAUCAGUUUGUAUAUAUGAAAGCAGAAUAAGGGUCCUGUUGUUGUUUCAUUUAGAGACCUGAUCGUGUCUCAUAUCAGGUGUCUGUUGGGUUUUUGAUGAUGAGCUUCGUUUGAUUUGAUACAAGUAUAAACCCUCUGUUGUUCAUCAUAUGCUUUUCAUGUUGCAUAAUGUACAUAAAUAUAGAAGUAAUUUGCCUUUCACAA